This is a messenger RNA of Giardia duodenalis, 504 nucleotides long. RefSeq lists its product as uncharacterized. The transcript has a single exon. Bases 1 to 504 code for a protein of 167 amino acids. The record is from RefSeq and is a predicted model, not a curated record. NCBI's taxonomy places the organism in Eukaryota, Fornicata, Diplomonadida, Hexamitidae.
AUGGAGGCUCCAGGGGUCGAUGUCAAGGAUGAGACAUGCAGCAUCUCCUUCCACAAGAUGCUGCUACUGAUGUACCAGGAAGGUGGGCCUAACAAGAUGUUUCUACUCACUACCCUUUCGUGGGCCGUCCUCUCGCUUCUGAUGAUGGGUUGCAUUUCCAACACUGGCUUUUUAAUCUUUCACAACCUCGUCACUAUUGCCAUCGUGCUGUUCCAUGCUAAAUUGGACAACCUUUAUGCGCAGUGUGAAGCACUUUACAAUGGAGACAACCAGGCUUUUGUAGAAGCCCUCCACUUCCGUUCCAUACUCUUUAUUGUCAUACCUAAUCUAAUUAUUCUUCUGAUAGGAGGCACACGACUCUUCUGCAUCCUGCUGCAGAGGCUCUGGACCCUCCAGACUCUGUCGAAUCAACUGCAGGCUCUGGGCCUUAAGCCCAAGGACAAGGGCAGUGUCCCAGAGAAGAAAGGAGAUAGCUCAGCAGCUGAUCCCACGGUAAGUACGUAG